AUGGCGCCCAGUGCAGGUAGGACUCCAGCACCAACAAAGGUUGUGCAGGCUAACAACGACUCUAGUUUUCGGCUCGCCGAGGAGCAGAAGAACAGGCGACGAAGUCGUAACAAGCGGCUGCUGAGAAAUGCCUCCAAUCCACAAGUGGCCACGACCUCGACCUCAACCUCGAUGCGCGCAUCUUCAGCUGCCCGCUCCAGCACCCAUGGAAGCGAACCCACCCCUCAAGAUCGGCAGGAACGAUCGAGCACCCGAGUAAGAGCUGGGUCGUUGCAUCCGAUAGUGCCAACCGAGGCCGACAUGGUGGAAGACACCCUGGGAAAGACGGCGUUGACAAGGUUCUACCACUACAGCGUCAACAAAUCUAACUGGGAUAUAUUUCGAGAGCAAGGUAUUACACGAAUCGCGUACAUUGGGGGCCCUAUAUCAAACUUGGCCCAGAUUGUCAAGGAAGAAGCACACUUUAGUGGAAGCGAGAUUUCGACUUUACAUCUACCAUUUCCAUCCAUCCGGCCAUUGCUACCAUGGGGCCCAGCGGCGACCAUGCCCCUUGUCAAAUGGCACUCUGAGUCAUUUGCCAAUGAUCUCAGCUCUCUUCCCUCCCAAGAUGUCCGGGAUGACCUUGUCGAUUCAUUCUUCGAGAAAAUCCAUCCCGGAUUUCCAAUCGUGGAUGAAUACGAAUUUCGGAGCGCCUAUCGUGAUCCUCUGAACCCGCCGCCUCUUCUACUGUUACAGUCAGUGUUGCUUGCUGGGGCCCAUGUCAGUCAACACCCGAACAUCGUGUCCUCCAGGGCACUCGUCAAAAUGGUGCUCUUCCGAAGAGCAAAAGCCCUCUUUGAUUUGCGAUAUGAGAACAACCGGAUGCACAUGAUACAGGCAGCCUUGCUCUUCACAUGGCAUCUGGAUGGGGCGGAUGACGUUUGCUCAAAUGCAUACUCCUGGGCCGGCAUCGCCUGUCGUACUGCUUUUGGUCUAGGUAUGCACCGAGAUCUGUCAGCCAAGUCAAACAGCUUAAUGCCUAUCGACGAUAGGAGAAUAUUUAGGAGAAUUUGGUGGACUCUCUUCCAAGUGGAAGUCCUUGCAAGCUUACACCAUGGUCGGCCUUCCAUGAUUGAUUUGGACGAGCUUGAUCAACCACCGAUGAAUGAAGAUGACCUCAUCGAGCAGAAUGGAAUUCGGAACCCCAAGAUUGAUCUGGAUUUCUGCGUCCAGAAUGCCAGUCUUUGCAUGAUCAUUCAUUCCAUCAUGAAGCUCUCAAGCCCUGGCGCUGUACGGAGAUUCCUCCAGGCGCCGGAGCAGUUCAGAACUGCACAGGAAGAUCUCAAUCAACGGUUGGUGUCGUGGUAUCUGCGUUUGCCGCCCCAUCUUACCAACACUGGUUCUUCGAAUUCGACUUUCUGGAGUCUCCAACUUCAGAUACAUUACAAUCUAGCACUUUUGGACUUACAUAGGCUCUCGCGAACCUUGUUUCCUGCUUUGCACGACAUCCAGGGAAUGCACUCUAUGGCAACAUGCCAUAACGCGGCUUCUUCUAUAUCCAAACUCUUCGAUGAUGUUGUGUCAAUUGACGGUAUCAGCAGUUGCUGGUUCUCGUCUCUCACUGCGCUGUUGGCGAUUACCAUCGAAGUCAGUCAUGAGACACGGACUGCGACUAAAGAUGGAGUGGCUGUGCUCGCCAUCCAGGCACAAAAUCGCCUAGAGCGGAUUCUGCCAGUCCUGACUGCAAUAUCCCGGUAUUGGUCCAGCGCCGAGGCAAUCUUACGGCUGUACGAAGACUUGCUAGUACAGUUCAAAAUACAGUCGAAGUCCUGGGCUGAGCCGCACCCACUGGGAAUUAGCCAACCAAACGAGAGUUCUAAUGGCGUACAUCAGGACGUUGCUUCUGGCUCUGCCUCUUGGGUAGAUAACGACCAUGGUGUUGGAAGUGCAGAGGCUUCUGGAUUAGAUUGGCAGGCUUUGUUCGGGGCGGCAUUGCCUACGGAUGCCGUAGAAGUAAACUUCGAUGGCAUUGAUGAUAUAUUCGGGUUAUAA
Capronia epimyces CBS 606.96 is the source of this 2031-nucleotide messenger RNA. RefSeq lists its product as uncharacterized. The coding region runs from base 1 to 2031 and encodes 676 amino acids. Gene Ontology annotation, biological process: DNA-templated transcription. NCBI's taxonomy places the organism in Eukaryota, Fungi, Ascomycota, Eurotiomycetes, Chaetothyriales, Herpotrichiellaceae. Gene Ontology annotation, molecular function: zinc ion binding; DNA binding. The record is from RefSeq and is a predicted model, not a curated record. The transcript has a single exon.